This is a messenger RNA of Haemonchus placei, 1119 nucleotides long. NCBI's taxonomy places the organism in Eukaryota, Metazoa, Nematoda, Chromadorea, Rhabditida, Trichostrongylidae. The record is from the annotation of a GenBank genome assembly.
AUGAACUUACCUCUGCUAGCCCUUUUGCUAGCCGUUCGCGUCAUCGCUUUUCCGGAGCCACCACUCCGAGGAGUCAGUGGACUACUUGACGAUCCAGACCCUGUUUUGAAGCUGAAGGAUGCAAACACAACUAGCAAUAAGGCUCUUGAUAUUGCUACCAUAGUGAAAAUCUGGAAAAGGUUCCAUGACCUCAGAGGAAAGAUUUUGAGGAGCCUCACGUUGUCUCCAAAACAGCGAACAGCAUUUUCAAAGAAGCUAAAGACGUGGGAGAGACUAGCUGGAGAGCACACGAAUUCUGCUGGAAAUUCUAUAGAUGAAAUCAACAAAAAGAGCGGCAUUGGGCGUAUUCUCUUUCAAGGCGACGUCUUACUUACAAAGGCUCAAGCCGAACGAAUCGCUGACGACAUAGAAGACGAUGGCAGUACCCGCAUGAAGCGCCAGGCAUUCCGUGACAAGUAUUACCCCCAAACCAUAUGGUCGAAAGGAGUAUACUACUACUUCGAUCCCAGUACAAAUUCACAGGCAAGAAGUGUCUUUAAAAAAGCAGUGAAAGCAUGGGCAAAGGACACCUGCAUUGACUUCCAUCAGAGUGCAUAUCAUCCUGACAGAAUCCGAGUUCACAAAGGAGAUGGAUGUUGGUCACAGUUGGGAAAACCUGAUUGGAUUGAGCAGUACGCGAAGGAAACUAGGCUUACCAAUGAUAACUACGGCAUAACAUAUGACUAUGGUGGUAUCAUGCAAUAUGAUGUCAUGAGUUCGAGCCGAAAUGGAAAACCCACUAUGCUGCCACAUGACAUGGGAUAUGUUGAAACCCUCGGAUCGGGGAUCAUCUCUUUCUACGAACUGCUCAUGAUCAACAAGCAUUACGGAUGCCUGGCAAAAUGCUCUGGAAAGCCUAAUUUAUGUAUGAAUGGAGGUUUCCCUAACCCAAGAAAUUGUUCAAAAUGUGUUUGUCCCAGUGGAUACGGUGGAGAGCAUUGUAACCAAAAACCAUCUGGAUGUGGUACGGUGCUGCAGGCUUCCAGGACACCCAAGACAUUCACUGAUACGAUUGGCAGCAACCGUAUGGCUGAAAGAGAAGAUUACAAGUUUUGUUACUACUGGAUCGAGGUCUGUUGA